Messenger RNA from Cinara cedri, 290 nucleotides. The record is from the annotation of a GenBank genome assembly. Lineage: Eukaryota; Metazoa; Arthropoda; Insecta; Hemiptera; Aphididae.
AUGGAGACUAUUGCAUUGAAUUGUGCAUGUUAUAAAUUAUUAAAUUAUAAUAUAUAAAUAUAUAUUAUAUGUGGUUAUGUGGUUAUGAUAUAUAGGUUUUGAUUUGCCUUAAAUAAGGUGAUAUUGUACUACUUGGUACUACUAUUCAACAUCGUUCUAGAAAAAGUGAUGCACAGCGUACGAAGAUAUACUUAAAUACUGGAUCAGGAUUAGGUGAAAUUACGCUAGACGUUUUAGGUUUUGUGGAUGACCUGAAUGUACUUGGAGAAGAUAAAGAGUCAGCAAUAUAA